AUGUUUUUAUACAGUGUUAAGUAUUGGCCAGAUGUGAAUAACUAUAUAAAUGCAAAUAUAACAAUAAAAAGAAUACCAAAGAUAUCAGAAAUAGAAGUAAAUUUGACGGUAUACGAUACGACUGAUAUAAAUGAGACGACUGAUUUAAACGAUUUUACUGAUAUAACAACAGAGUAUUAUGGUAACGAUUACUUUUCAUUAGACGAAGUAGAAAAUAGAAGAAGAAGACGUGUAGAACAGGAUAUAGAUUAUAGUGAUAUACCAACGAAAGAAGAUAUCGAUGAUUAUAUUUUCGAAGUUCAGCCAGAGAGAGAUUUGGUCAAAGAUCUGGCGCAAGAAAAUGAAUUGACUGCCAAAGAAACAGAUGAUGUUGAAAUCUUACCAGGAAUAUUUUAUGGAAAAGAAUAUUUAGAACUUGUAAACACAGAAGUUAGUGACGUCGAUGUUCCAGAUUUCGAGAAUGUUAAUUUAGAAUCAGAGAGUGUUGAUGCAAUUUUGAAAUUCAUAUCUAAUUUAUUUGAAGAAUUCGUUGCUGAUUUUGAUUUGAGUUCACAGUUCAACGUCGUUCGUAAUAAUAGUAAUAAAACAACAAUAUUUAUUAAAACCUUUGAAACUGAUAAAUUAAACGAAACCUUUGAGAAUGCCAUAGAAAAUAAGAAAAAUGUUAAUGUAACAUAUUUAAAUACAACGAAUAAAUCAAAGGAUGCCGAAGUGAAUACUGAGUUACCAACUAAAGAACAUUUUGGAGCUACUAUAAUGAGCGGAAAAAAUGAAACAAAAAAAUUAAGAGUGGAAACUCUCCACAAUCCGGUUUUAGAUGUAAAUGAAUUGUCAAAAAAAGUGAAGGAAAACGAGAUUUUGGACACAGAUUCGAUAGAUUACGAUUUAAUUGAUAAUAGUACUGAUUAUCCAAUAAUUGAUUACAUAGAUCUAUACAAGGAUACUACUAAUGAAGAUGUAAAUAUGAAAACUACUGUUUUGACAUAUCCAUUAGAUGAUACCGUUGGUAUACAAAUAACUACACUUAACACUUAUAUAAAUGAGGAAAGAUACAAUAAAGUUUACACUGAAGAUUGCACUAAUUCUACUGAUAUCGAAAAAAAUAUAUUUCCAUUUGUUACGGCGAUAUUUAUUAAAAACGAAACAAGUAAUCAGUUUGAUUACUACUGCGAUGGAGCGUUAUUAUCAGAAACAAUUAUAAUAACAGCUGCAAGUUGUAUUCAGAAACCUAACGCAACAGCAGACGACAUUCUAGUUAUAUUAGGAAAGAGAUCUCUUCGUGAAAUGACAAACAAUGAAAUGAUUUCCAAGAUAAAAGAAGUCCAUAUACACGACAAUUUCACUGGUUCAAAUCACGACGUAGCAAUCAUUGAAAUGGCAGAACCGGCGACAUUAAGUGAUCGCAUCCAACUCGUACGUCUCAGCGGGGAUCGCGGCAAAUCUGCAACAACCGGCUGGGCUAUUUCUGGUACUCUGACGCUAAUACCUUUUGAAGACGAACCUACAGGCUGUAACGAAACAUUACCUGAAAAUACAUUUUGUGCUGUCUACGGAAAUGAUGUCAGCGUUUGUCCAAGUUACGGAGGUCUGUAUGCUACCAGAGGAAUAGAGGGAUGGUUUCUUCGAGGUAUACGUAGUGGCGAUCCUACUAAUAAAGUAACCAUAGUUCUCAUGGUGGUACUCAGUUGUAUAUACCGACGUCCUGUGAUACAUCUCUUCUUUCAUAGAUGUUGUGGUGAUGAUAUUGAGAAUGAUCAAGUGAUAUUUGAGAAUUUUGGUAAUAACUUCCUAAGGGAACGGCUUAUCGGUGCUGAGAUUGUUGAAGUAGAUAAUGCAACGUUAUACGAUGAUGAAGUUGAUGAUUUAUCGAAUAAAGAAUUCAUUACAAAUGUACAUGAUCCAGUACAAAGAUUGGAAUAUAUAGAGAAAGUUGAGAAUGAUCGAUUAAAAGAAGAUAUUGAAGCAAAAGAAUUUGAAAACAUAGACAAGCUACUACAGAAUUAA
Molecule: messenger RNA, 2004 nt
Organism: Danaus chrysippus (African queen)
Lineage: Eukaryota; Metazoa; Arthropoda; Insecta; Lepidoptera; Nymphalidae
Source: the annotation of a GenBank genome assembly